Messenger RNA from Menidia menidia (Atlantic silverside), 3914 nucleotides. Lineage: Eukaryota; Metazoa; Chordata; Actinopteri; Atheriniformes; Atherinopsidae. The record is from the annotation of a GenBank genome assembly.
AUGGGAGGAGUUUCUUGCCUCCAGGGAGUAGGUAAACGCAAACACCUUCACUUGAGUGUAGAAGUGGAGCCUUAUGGCAAAGGCGUGAGGACCCGGGACCGGUCCAGCCCCAGAACAGAGCCUCACUCUGAUAUGGGGCUUCACUGCGUGGACGUGGAGAGCAACAACAGCAUCUUACCCCUAAAGUUCUGCAUCCAUCAGCAGGAACGGCUGAACUCAGACCGUCUGUAGAGGGUUCCCGCACUUUUACCCCUUCAGCGCACUAGACUGCAAAGAUGCCAAUCUUGGAGAGAAACACGGCAAGAGUCCAAGGCAGUCAAGAGCUGCCAAAGGUCCCUGUACCACCACUAAAACAAACCCUGGAGACCUAUUUAAAGUGCAUCCAGCACCUGGUGAAGGAUGAGCAGUUUAAGAAGACUAAGGCCAUCGUGGAGAAAUUUGGGGCUCCGGGAGGUGUUGGAGAGGCUCUGCAGAAGAAGCUUGUAGAGCGGAGCGAGAAGACUACUAACUGGGUCUAUGACUACUGGCUGGAGGACAUGUACCUGGCCAACAGGCUGGCACUGCCUGUCAACUCGAGCCCAGCCAUGGUGUUUCCAAAGCAGUCUUUCAGGGAUCAAAAAGAAGCCCUCAGAUUUGCUGCUCGUCUCAUCAGAGGUGUGUUGGAGUAUAAGGAUCUCAUUGAUAAGCGAGCACUGCCGGGGGAUUUUGCUCGAGGCCAGCUAGCGGGGACUCCUCUGUGCAUGGAGCAGUACUACCGCCUCUUCACUUCCUACCGCUACCCGGGUUUAAAGGCAGACGUACUUAAGGUCCAAAAGGAUGCAGCCAACUCAGAGCCAGAGCACAUAGUUGUGGCGUGUAAAAACCAGUUCUACGUGUUGGAUAUAACCAUAAACAGUAAGCAGCUGACUGAGAUGGAGAUCUUCCACCAACUCGAGAAAAUCAUGAAAAUGUCAGAAAACCCUAAAGACAGAUUCCCUCCUUUUGGAAUUCUGACGUCGGAUGGGAGAACAGAGUGGGCUCAAGCUCGAGAGGCAUUGGCUAAAGAAUCAACCAACCGGGACUCUUUGGCCCUCAUUGAGAGUUGUGUUUGCGUGGUGUGCCUGGAUGAACCCUGCGGCUUGCAGCCAAGUGACACGAACAGGUCCCUGAUGAUGCUACACGGGGGAGGGCGUGAGAGGAACGGUGCAAACCGCUGGUACGACAAGUCAAUGCAGUUUGUUGUAGGAAUGGAUGGGAUUUGUGGGGUGGUGUGUGAGCAUUCGCCAUUUGAGGGAAUAGUUUUGGUGCAGUGUUCUGAAUACCUGAUGAAAUACAUAACAGGAAGUCCCUCUAAGACAUAUAAGUCCAUCAGAGAGCUUCCUCCUCCAAGAAAACUGCUCUGGAAAUGUAACUCCUACAUCCAAGGACUUAUAGAAGCAUCUGGAGACAGGCUCCAUAGACUGGUGAAUAAUCUUGACAUGGACGUUUUCAAAUUUGCAGCUUAUGGGAAAGAGUUCAUCAAAAAACAGAAGAUGAGCCCCGACGCAUUUAUACAAGUCGCAUUACAGCUUGCAUUUUACAAAUGCAGAGGGAGACUUGUGUCCACUUAUGAGAGUGCGUCAAUACGCCGCUUCCGGGAAGGACGAGUGGAUAACAUUCGCUCAGCCACUGUCGAGGCAUUGGCCUUUGCAAAGUCCAUGGCAGAUGAGAGAGAAACUUUCAGCGAUUCAGAGAAAAUGAAACGACUGAGAGAUGCAAUUGAUGCCCAGACUAAUUACACAGUUGCAGCUAUAACAGGAGGGGCGAUUGACAAUCACCUGCUUGGGCUUUUGAGGAUUUCAAAGGAGCUCAAAAUGGAGAAGCCAGACAUUUUUUGUGAUGAGACAUAUGUCUUCAGUAACCAGUUCAUCCUAUCAACCAGCCAGGUCCCUACUACAGUGGAAAUGUUCUGCUGCUAUGGGCCAGUGGUACCCAACGGCUACGGGGCCUGCUACAACCCACAGUCAGACCACAUCGUCUUCUGUGUGUCAAGUUUUUGGGAAAACACAGAGACGAGCUCUGCGGUUUUCGCGAAAGCCUUGAACGAGGGCCUGCUUGAAAUCAGGGACUUGUGCAAUAGAAGCAGCACUGCUGCUACCAAACCGACUGAGAGCAGGCAGGGAGCCAGCCAGCCUCUCAAAUCAGGGAAAUAAGCCAUGCUAACUCAGCUACUCCACUCGAUAUUGUCGUAGAUUUAGAAUCAGUAAAGAUGCCUUCAUGUGUUGUUCGUGCAAUAGUAUUACCUUAACAACAAAAUACAAAGCCUUAAAGUUAAUGUGUAUCUGUAUGUAGUAUUUAAAUAUGAAAAGAUAUGAGACAAAACAGGAAAAUAGGUUUUGUUUUGUGUGGACAGCAGUAUGAUUCUGGGUCCAGCAUUGAUCCUGGUAGACUGAUGUUAACUGGUCUGCUGCCUUUAGGAAACUGAAGCCAUGUCCUCUUUGAAGCACUGAUCUGAGGAUUAAUUCCUCCGUCAGAUAGCGAUUCAACUGAGUGAUCACUGAGUGUGUAUAUAUAUAUAUAUAUAUGUGUGUGUAGAAUGAAAGAAAAUUUACAUUAUAUACAUAUAGUAACUGUAACUACCUGUAAAUGUGACUCAGCCAACCUAAUUCUUUGUGCCAUUUUGUCAACACUGUGAGAUCCAUAUAGAUGUUCUAGUUUAUAUUUUUCCAGCAAUUUAUUUAAUAGUAUUGACACUGUGAGGUUUCCAAAGAGGUUGUGCUUUGUGAAGUCUGUCUGAUGAGGCACUUUAUCAAAAUAUCUAUAUUGAAAAACAUAUUCUGUCAACGUGGACGUGGAUGGAUUUUAACCUAUGUGAGGGAUGUGAUGUGGUUUUAGUGGCAGAUUUGACUUCCUUUUGUUGGAUGCAUAUAUAUCACAACAUUAAGUGUAAAAUGUUAUACGGACCUUUGGUGAGGGAGGCAUUCCUCUGUGUUCAUAUGUACGUACUGUAUAUCAUUUUAAAAAUACAGAGAUUAGACGUGAACUAAGGAUGGUAAUGUCCUGUUUCAGAAUAGGUUCUAUAUGCAAUAAUGCAUUUACAAGUGAAGUGAGGGUUUAUGUGCAAUUUGCCAACUGCAAGACAAGAUGCAUGGAGCUUAUAUAUCAAAUAAAAAUGUGCUAAUUUUGAUAAUCACAUAUAUUACACUAAAAUACGUAUAAAAAAAUUAUAUGAUGUUUCUUUUCCUUAAAUGUGAAUUCUGUGAAAAUUACUAAAAAAAUCUAUCUCACAAGUCUCAUUUUAUCUGUGGUGGACUGUGAUGCAACAGUUUUCAUUGGAGUUACAGAUGUUUGGAUAUUUGUUGUCCAGAUGAAAGGUGGGUUGUGUGUCUAUCAAUCUAAGUGAUUGUGAGCAGAUAAAGUCUAUGAGUUAUGUGUGUGCAUGUCAGUUCUGAAACAAUAGAUGUAUUUUUAUAGAUAUGUGUGGAAAUCUGUUGUGAUGUAAAAUAUUGUGAAAGGGAAAACAAUAUGCCUUAAAGUAACACAAACUUUAUCUAUAUUUUCUGUCAGAUGUAACAUAAUGUUUUACCUCUGGUGUUAGUUAAAUGUGUUUCGAAACAUGUCAAAGUCAAUAAUAUUUCUCAGCUGUUGUUUAAUGGUUCUUCCAUUUGUUUCUUCGAUUUAAAGAAAGAAUAAGAAUGCAUAUUGGUGUUAAUGUUGUCUGUUAAAAUAUCAUCAAAUAUAUCUAAAAUUGCAAAGAAAUAAGUGAAAAUGUAUUAAAAGGAGAAUGUAGUUUUAUCAUAUUGUGAAAUCAAAUCAAAUGAAAAGUAAUGUCAUUAUUCUUUUGAAAAGAGAAGUAUGUUCGUAUGAAAUUAUUGUUGAUGGUAGCAAAAAUCUCCACCUGAAAAUAUUUUAAAACAUGGAAUUGCAGAUCCAUUAAUAAAGAGUAUUCAAACUUA